Nerophis lumbriciformis (worm pipefish) is the source of this 957-nucleotide messenger RNA. NCBI's taxonomy places the organism in Eukaryota, Metazoa, Chordata, Actinopteri, Syngnathiformes, Syngnathidae. The record is from RefSeq and is a predicted model, not a curated record.
AUGAGCACAUCGUUGCCGAAAAGCGAAUCCGCCACAUCCCUGCUCAGGUCCACGGGUCUCCAGCGUAGAAGCUCGCAGUCCGAACGCGGUCCGCGCGGCCGGAACCAACGCGGUCAGAAAGGAGCCGACGCCGGCCGGAUGGAGGAAGCGAGCGCGAGGAGACCUUUGUGCCGCCCCGGGCACGCGGAGAAGGGCGCCGAGGACGUCAAGCGCAAGACGCGCCCCAAAUCCGGCAGGUCCAAGCAGUCCGCGGGGCUCGCCAAGGGAUCCCCGGGUGGGGGUAAAGAAAAGCGGGAUGACGCCGACUUCUUUUUCGAGACCAGCGGGAAGAGGGUGAGCGGUUCUGCCUCCAGCCUGAGCUCGGACGCCGCCGCCCCUGUCGCCGCUGCGGCCCCGGCUACGAGACGGCCCGCUUCCGGCCGGAGGUCCAAAAGGCUCAGCACCGUUUCGGACUAUGACGCGAGUUUGCACCCCAUCGUCAAGUCUGUCUUUGGACAAGACCGAGAGCUGCGGCCAGAAGAAAUGGAUGAGUUGCGUGAGGCGUUCAAGGAGUUCGACAAGGACAAAGACGGCUUCAUAGGCUGCAAAGAUUUGGGCAACUGCAUGAGGACGAUGGGAUACAUGCCCACGGAGAUGGAGCUGAUCGAACUUAGCCAGCAGAUCAACAUGAAUUUGGGCGGACAUGUCGACUUUGAAGACUUUGUUGAGCUCAUGGGGCCUAAACUUCUAGCUGAGACGGCUGACAUGAUUGGGGUGAAGGAGCUACGUGAUGCCUUCAAGGAGUUUGACACCAACGGCGACGGUCAAAUAAGCACAGCAGAACUCAGAGAAGCAAUGAAGAAACUUUUAGGACAGCAGGUGGGUCACAGAGAUCUGGAAGAUAUUUUACGUGACAUAGAUCUCAAUGGAGAUGGACAUGUGGAUUUUGAAGAAUUUGUGCGGAUGAUGUCUCGAUGA